GUCAGAGCAGAUAAAGCGCAGCAGAAGCAUCGCUCUCAGACAUAGUUUGUUUGUUCUCAAGUUGGCUUGAGGGAAAAUGAUGUCUUACUGAUCUCCGGUAAACACGUUUCAUAUUUGUAUUGCGUGAUUACUAAGAGGGUUGUGAGGAUGAAUGACAUUAAAGUUGCUGUUCUUGGAAGCGAGGGGGUCGGGAAAUCAGCCCUUAUUGUCAGAUUUCUGACGAAGCGAUUUAUUGGUGAAUAUGCAUCAACCUCAGAGUGCAUAUACAGGAAGCGCUUAUCUAUUGAUGGAAGGCAGCAGAAUCUGGAACUGCAUGAUCCUUGUUCUCAGCCCUGCGAGGGGAAAUCCUCCCUGAGCGAGCAGAUUCACUGGGCGGACGGCUUCGUUGUGGUCUAUGACAUCAGCGACAGAUCGUCUUUCCUCACAGCCAAAGCCAUCCUGCACCUUAUCAGGGAGCUGAACUUCGGAGCCACCAAAAGGGAGUUGGAGUCGGUGGUGUUCCUGGUUGGCAACAAACAGGACCUGUGCCACGUGCGGGAGGUGGGCCGCGAGGAGGGCCAGCAGCUAGCCGCCGAGACCACGCCGCGUUGCCAGUUCUACGAGCUGUCCGCCGCCGAGCACUGCCAGGAGGUGGCGCUCAUGUUCACCAAGAUGGUGCGCAACGCCGGGGCCCACGCGCACGGCAAGGCCAAGGAACGGCGGCGGCGGCCCAGCGGCUCUAAGUCCAUGGCCAAACUCAUCAACAACGUCUUUGGAAAGCGCCGGAAAUCCGUGUGAGAGAAAAGAAAGGAAGACAGACAGAGAGAGAAAGAGAGAGGGACACAGGUGAAUGUACGUACAAGGGCAAGUGGGUCGGAUGGACAGGGACGCACAAGGGACAAAUGCAGCCACACAACCAACCAAGCAACCAAUUACCUUGUUGUGAGCAGCGUUGUCUGUUAUCAGUGUAUAUGGUGAUGUUGGAUUGUGGGUUGUAGAAUGUGGACAUUAGUCAGUAUACAGUAGGGACACAGGGGAGAGCUGCAACCAAUCAACCAUCAAUCAACCAGAAAAAAAUCCUAACAAACAACCAACACAUAGACUGUACAUCUACGUAUACACUUGUGUACAAUGUUAUUGGAUUGAGUUGUUUAUUACAUAUUGGAUGGAUUGUGCCAGGUGGACAUACUACACUACAACAGAAGGGACAAAGGAGAUGCAUAUAACCAAUCAAACGAUACGUACCCUAUUGUACUGUACACAAUAAUGUUGUUGUCAUUGUAUGAAUAAGUCUACUGGAUUGGUUGUACUGUAACAGGUUAACGUGUUCCGUCACAGGACUGUUUUUUUGUCUCAACUCUUGAAGCCUGACACUACAGUACAGACUCUAUUACCGUAACACAUUUAAUCUACUCUAUAUAUGGAGGCCAUACCAAGGACCUUUUCAUAGACCUCCUAAGCAAGAAAAGCAUGUCUGUAGCAAAAACAUUCCAUAUUUGUUAUUGUAGUAAAAAAAUGGCAGGAAGAAUGUGAGUUACCUUAGCAGCUGUGGGAGGAAACACGAGAUAUUUUACACAGCAUAAAAGGCAUUCCUUCUCGAGUGGAGAUUAAGAAGUUACAUAAUCUUGGGUAAACAACUCAUUGAUUGCACUUAAAGGGACUGUAAGUGUACUGUGUGUUAACGGGACAAAAUAGCAGUACGUUCUCUAUAGUAAAGAGGUGUGGUGUGCAGUCACACAGUAUAUGGUUACAGCGACGGGCCUUGUGGUGGCAAGUGUCUGUGGGCUUUAGUUUCCGAGCAUGCUACCCAGCAUGCUCUGCCCUCUUUGUGCGUCUGUAAACGUUGCGUAAGAACGGCCAAGCAAUUAAGAUGUAUUCCCCUCCUGUCAUUUUCCACAUUUUUCCCAAGCGUUCAAGUGUGAAAUUGACCAGAAUUGCUGAGAUUGUCAAACACACUCAGAAUCUCUCUCACUUUAAAAUCAAAUAAAGUGUUAUCAGUUCAACGCAUGUGGGGGGUGAUGAGGGGGGGUGAUGUAAUGUCUGGAAUGUGAAUGGUGUAUGGAAGUGUGAAAGUAAAAGUCAUGUUGUAUCAGACAUGGUUGAAAGAAUGAAUUAAUUGAUGAUGACAAUGGUGAUGGUUCAUGGUAAGUAAUGAUUUGUGAGCAGUGUAUGUGUAUAACACAAUGCUCAAUGUAUAGGCUUACUGCUUAGAGUUGUCUUUGAACGUACAGUAUGUAAUAUUUUUCGUGGUAUAUUUCCAGAAUUCAUGCUGCUCGUUCACAACUGUUACCUUUUUCAUGAAUACUCGCCACCACCAUCAAAUUUUAAGUCUGACUGGGAAAAUUGCACUUUUCAUACAUGAAAAGGUGGAUCUUCUCCAUGUCUGUCAUUUUGAAUAUGUCCAGAAAUGGUCAAUUUCAGCCUCAAAACUUACUGUAUUUACUGCACUGGUCAUACUAGUGAAUAUUAGUUAAUUACAAGUAAAUAUUCAUGAAGCAAUCAAAUUUUGGAAUAGGCAGCCCAGUUGCAACGAGCAGCAUAGCUACUCUGGCCACAAUCCUACAUACUGUACUUUUAAGUGUAGUGGGGAAUAGAAAUCCACCUGUCUGUGUGAUGUAACAGCUUUUCUGCCCUCAUAUAAUCGAUUGCAUUAUCUGUCAGGUCAUGAAAUGUCAGUGCGAGCCUUAGGCCAUGAAUGUAAUGACUGAUGUUUAAAAUGUGGGGGAAAGGGCUUGUGGUGGAAACAAACUGGUGCUUUAUAUGUGCUUUAUCUAGUGACUCGUUGCCAUUUUUUGUAUCAGUGUUGAAGCAUGUACUUUCAAGGACGCCAAUGUAUACUUUCUGAGGCUGGUGCAAGACCAAUAAAGAGCACUUAAGUGAUACAAUGUACAGUAUGCGUGAUUCGUGACUGACAACAACAUUCAUUUCAGUGAUAAGUCUUGCUGGUAUGCUUUUAAAACUGAUCUGUGUUUUUUUUCUGACUGGGUGGCCUUGUGUUAAAGUUUGUUCAGCUGCUUAGGCCUACACACCUUUUUCACAAUCAAUCUGUUUUUCUUUUUUUUCUUUCUCUCAAAAAUCUGCGUGCCUACUGCUCAGACUACUGCUCAUACAAAAUGUAAAACAUGUUACCACCAAAAUGAAACAAAGUUUUGAAAACCUUAAGCAAUUUGGAAAGAGAUUCGGAAAGACAAAUAGAACAUUUGGACAGGCAAACAGUUGCAAGAAACUGUUAUGGCAUGUCCAUAGCUUAAAACCUUCACAAACUGUAUAUUCAAAAGACAUUAUUGAUACUAAAACCACGUCUUGGUUGAAAGUAAUACU
Messenger RNA from Engraulis encrasicolus (European anchovy), 3300 nucleotides. It is a transcript of the gene rergla, whose product is annotated as RERG/RAS-like a. The transcript is spliced from 5 exons. The record is from RefSeq and is a predicted model, not a curated record. The coding region runs from base 148 to 777 and encodes 209 amino acids. Gene Ontology annotation, molecular function: GTPase activity; GTP binding. NCBI's taxonomy places the organism in Eukaryota, Metazoa, Chordata, Actinopteri, Clupeiformes, Engraulidae.